GAGUCCUCGGUUGAACUUGUAAGAGGGGCUACUGCUUCAGGGAUCUCAAGUCUCCCAAUCCUGUGUUGAUCUUGCGCUUCAACCAUGGGCGUACGUGUCUUCCUUAUCCGAAGCUGUAUUGCCAGAUACUGAGGCGAAGGGACCGCAGCUCCAGUCUGGCGACGCCGUCCGCAUUCGAGGCUCAACGGUGGUGUACAAGGUGGUUGCUGUCAACGGCAGCCUAAUCACCAUCAUCGUCUCGAAUCCGCAGCCGGACGGCCAGUAUCUCCCCUUCACGCCCUCGGCACUGCAGACGGUGGACGAAUCGCGGCUCGAGCGAGCCGACGAUGUGUCCUGAGGCUUAUCCCCGGGGUGGGGAUUGUCGGAGCUUCUGAUUUCCCGUCGAUAUCGUUCUUUUUUUUUUCGAUGUCUAGAGUCAGGCUUGCUGGUUUGCUUUCCUGGAGGCGUGGCGCUGAAGGACUCUUUGUUACGCGGCGUCUUGACAUAUCUUACACAUACCCAUCUGCUCGACCGCUGCGAAGCGUGGAAGCAAGGGCCCAUAUACGUUACCGUACGUAUAGAAUCAUUUCCUUGCGUACACUGCAUCCUUCGGCUUCCCUGCCUCCAUUCAACGAUUCGUGACCGCCAAUUUCGCCACGGCUCGGGUGACACAGCAUCACCAGUCAGGUCUUCGACUUUCCGCGCAGCACAUAAACGAGAGGAGGCGUAUUCGCCCUCCAAGACGGAGACUGUUUCCUUUUGUUCCGGUGCCUGAAAUCGGAAACGGGAUCCAGUGUCUUUGGAGAAGGCCAUGUCUGGAUCUGAGUUGGUGCUGGUCAUCUUGGUAACUCGGGACGUUUGAAUGUUUGGUUGGCGUUGAAAUGUGGAUCUCUGGUCCGCGAACUGGAAGGGUUUUUUGGCGCCGACUUGGUGUCCGGAUAGAAGAGCAAGCGGAAGGAAAGUGGUGCUUGGAUUGCCGGGCCGGCUCUUCCUGUUUCAACAAACUGAGGCGAUGACGGCCGAAUUCCGCAAUGCUCCUGCCA
Messenger RNA from Parathielavia appendiculata, 1022 nucleotides. RefSeq lists its product as uncharacterized. The coding region runs from base 406 to 621 and encodes 71 amino acids. The transcript has 2 exons. NCBI's taxonomy places the organism in Eukaryota, Fungi, Ascomycota, Sordariomycetes, Sordariales, Chaetomiaceae. The record is from RefSeq and is a predicted model, not a curated record.